Molecule: messenger RNA, 4237 nt
Organism: Odontomachus brunneus
Lineage: Eukaryota; Metazoa; Arthropoda; Insecta; Hymenoptera; Formicidae
Gene: Zn72D
Product: zinc finger RNA-binding protein
Exons: 11
Coding region: 132-3140 (1002 amino acids)
Cellular component (GO): precatalytic spliceosome
Molecular function (GO): double-stranded RNA binding; zinc ion binding; single-stranded RNA binding
Source: RefSeq, a predicted model, not a curated record
UCGCGCCCGUGCACCGACUGAAUAGCCAAUCGGCGCGCGCGGCGCUGUCGUCGUCGUCGUCAUUCUAUCGAGCUCGUUGGCACGCCCUACGACUCCAUUGUCCUUCUUUCCGGGAUUCUCUGCGAGGAAGGAUGGCACAGAACAAUUAUUUUGGCUUUACUCACGGCGGAACGCAAUAUGGAGCCACUAGUGCGGCAGCUUAUCAGACCGGUCAAGCGGGAUACGCGGUAACACCAGCGGCGACCGCCGCUACGUACACUCAACGGCCCGCCGCUGCAGCUGCCACUGGUUACGAGACCUACCAGGCAGCCGCUGCUGCAGCUGCGACUGGGACGACAUACGCAGGUGUUCUUGUAGCCGCUAAUCCUGGUACUGUGGCACAAACUUACGAUUACGGCUACGGGCGGGCUGCGCCAGCAGCCACUUACGACGCCACCAAGACUUACUAUCAACAGCCAGCAGCUGCUGCCGCGACCUACACCACCACUGAGACCCACUAUCAAGCCGCGAAACCUGCAUACAGCACGACAAGUGCUUACACCGGCACCGCGAGGCAAGCCACGACCACUGGACAGGCCAAGACCUAUCAGGCAUCCAGCACAGCUUAUCAACAGUCGAACCCUACGCAAAGCGCGACCUACUCGUCGGGAUAUACCGCCCCAGCUACGCCAGCCGCUACUCCAUCGACCGCAACGAAUAUUCCCUUAGAAACGGCGAGUACAACGUAUUCCGGCUACGACGCAGCGCUAUAUAGCGCUGCGACUAUGUAUGUAGCCCAACAGAGUGCAAACAGCAAUUCCACUAACCAGAAGACUGGAGGUUGGCAGGGCUACGGGCGAAAGGGGUUCGGAGCUGGAGGGGGAGGGAUGAAGGCAAUGCGGCCCAAGCAGCCCCCGAAGCCUCAGCAACUGCACUAUUGCGAUGUCUGUAAAAUCAGCUGUGCCGGACCGCAAACCUAUCGCGAGCAUCUGGAGGGACAAAAGCACAAGAAGAAGGAAGCUUCGCUUAAGGUGCCUCAGCAACCACCGGCUCGCGGAGCAGGCAACAGUCUACGCUGUGAACUCUGUGAUGUUACGUGCACGGGAAACGAUGCCUAUGCAGCUCACAUCAGAGGUGCUAAGCAUCAGAAAGUUGUCAAGUUACACACAAAGCUUGGAAAACCGAUUCCUAGUGCAGACCCUACUGUUCUAAACCCGAAACCAGCUGCUGCUACGAAGGCCGCGGUGACUAAGAAAGCAGCAGUGACAGCGACACCUAAAAUUAACUUUGUUGCUUCUGGAAACUUGGGCACGGUCAAUCAGAAUCAAACGGCCGAAAUCAAGCCGGAUGAACCAGCCGCAGAGGAAGUUGUGGAGGAAGCUGCAGUCGAUGAGAAAGACAUUCAACCAGUUGGCCAGGAAUACAUUGAGGAAAACAAGUCCGAAGACGGCAAGAUCAUAAGUUUCAACUGUAAACUAUGCGAAUGUCGCUUCAACGAUCCUAAUGCCAAAGACAUGCACAUGAAGGGCCGUCGCCACAGAUUUGCCUACAAGAAGAAGGUCAACCCGGACUUGGUCGUCGACAUGAAACCGAGCCUCAAGCAACGGAAAAUGUUGGAGGAGAAGUUGCGCAGACAACAGAUACGCGACGAAUAUUUGCGUCGUAGAGAGGAAAUUAGUCAAUUGGGACCUAUGGGACCUAUGCAUAUGGACGAAGACAUGAUGAUGUAUUGGGAGGAAAGACGACGUUACGAAGAAGAAUGCGAAUACUUCGAAUGGUACCGACGAUACGGACGCGGCCCAGGCGCGGCGCCCAUUCCGCGUGGUCCUUUCGCGGGACCACCGGGACCUAUGAUGAUGUAUCCAGGUCCUCAAAGACGGCCGGACUCAUCGGACGACAAGCAUGUCCUGGCCCACCAUACGACUAUCUAUCCGAAAGAGCAAGAACUGUUGUCUGUUCAGAAAAUAGUUUCCCAUACCGAAAAGGCGCUAAAAUAUGUGUCGGAUUCUUUGGCUGAGGCUGGUAAAAAGAGUAAUCCUGCGAACGCUAAUUCUACCGCGACAACACCUACGGCUGUUGCUACGCCACAGGCGAACGCGAACGCGGAUGCGUUGAAGAAGGAGGAGGCAGACAAGAAGAAGGCGGCAGUCACGCCUCAGAAGGAAGACGGCAGUGACGGGAAUCUUUUCUCGUUCCAAAAGGAGAAGGAGGAUUCUAGAAUACUUCGCGGUGUUAUGCGCGUUGGCAACUUGGCGAAAGGCCUCUUAUUAUCUGGUGACAACCAUGUUUGCUUGGUCGUAUUGUGUGCUGAGAAACCGACAAGGGCACUGCUUAACAAAGUUGCUGAAAUUCUACCGGGUGAACUGAAGAACGUGGCCCCAGAGGACACUUACAAUGUCGGGAAGCAUCCGGAAUCUGCAGCUCUAACUGUUUCAGGGGGUACGGUCACCGUAAGCGUGACACUUACUAGUCCUCUGAUGCGCGAGACACCCAAGACAACCGCGGCAGCAGAUAAUGCUGGACAGCAGCAGCAGGAAGCUGCUCAACUUCAAACAACGCCCGCGGCCCCUACCGUGACGAAAGCAGACCCUCCGGACGUACUUCCCAAGGCUAAGUGUUUGGAGGCUUUAGCUGCACUCAGGCAUGCCAAGUGGUUUCAGGCUAGAGCGACUUCCCUGCAGAGCUGCGUUAUGGUUAUCCGUAUAAUGCGUGACCUUUGCAAUCGCGUGCCAACAUGGGGUCCGUUAAAUCCAUGGGCAUUGGAGUUAUUGACUGAGAAAGUGAUCAGCACUGCAGGAUGUCUUCUAAGUCCUGGUGAGGCUUUGAGGAGACUCUUAGAAUGCGUAGCUGGCGGAAUAUUACUUCCAGGCAGUCCAGGAUUGUCGGAUCCGUGUGAGAAAGAGGCAGUGGACGCGAUAGGCAAUAUGACAUCUCAACAGAGAGAGGACAUCACCGCUUCUGCGCAACAUGCCUUGCGCUUGGUAGCGUUCCGACAAAUACACAAAGUUCUCGGGAUGGAACAACUACCUCCGCCGAAGUUCAAAGGACGAUUUGCGCGCAAGCGAAGACGUGACAAUAGCAACGGCGAAGGUACGGACAGCGAGGCUUCAAAGAAAGACAAAAAGGCGGAGGAGAUCAAAAUGGAGACCGACUCCAAGUAGAUCUACCAAAAGAUUCGUUUUACGAAAUAACCGUAAUUCUUACGUAGAAUAAGGAAACAGUUUUCUCCCGCCAUGUCAGUUGCUUCUAUUAGCAAGUCAUCGCGUCGAAUCGAGGCAACUCGAAACCGGAUGAUCGUUGUAAUGUUGAGAUCGGAGGGCAAUAUCUAUUCGAAAAGUUAAUAAAGCGAUUGGGAAAAUAACGAGGCACGCUCGUAUUUGCUAUAUUUGCGCUCCUUGCCUCUACGUCUACGUCCUCAUAGUAAGAUUAUUUCAUGAUAAUGUUAAAAGGUCUACGAUAAAUACGCCGAUGUAUCAUCGUAUGAUCACACGUGUUUUCUCUAAUAGGCAAUUGAUGUGUACAAAUUAGAAUAGCACUAAUUGUCUGUUCGAGAAAAAGAGUACAUAUGUAGAUGCAAGAGGUAUUGCGCACUGUUCCCAUUGUACGAUGCAAUGCGGGAAAUUUAUAUCGUAGAAUUGCCGUUUACUAUUGCCAUGAAGUAAAUUUGACAUUAGGUUUUGACAUUAGGUUUGAACAAUAGGUUUGACAUUGGCGUGUAACUAAUUCAUGGUUGUGUCCAUUGACUUGGACACAUUGUCUUGUAAUUGUUCAGCUCGUUGCAUUAUGAACGUACGAACAGAAUGAAUUCUGAAUGAAGAGGUAAAUGACGGACAUUUAUAAGUUUAAAAUUAAGAUUAGAUAAUAGAUUGUAUUGAGAAUUUGUGUGUAUGUUGUGUAUGUAGCCAGAGUGCAGAAAUAUCUAAAGUACUUUUCCCUUGCGCUCCUGCACAAAAUGACAGACAUUUACGGCAUAUGCUUUUAUCACGUGCGUCGCCUCACACGGAUGAAUCUUAUUUACAAAUCAAUAAAUUUAAAUUGCUUCGAUAUCCUACGUAAUAGGUGACUACGUGUGUCAACGUUUUCAUUUUCUUUUUUUUAACGAAAUACUAAAAGUCGUUUUGAAUUUCCUACGCGGAAUAUUAAAUAAAACUUGAAAAUGUUGCAACUUUCUCAAACAGCGUCUCUGUUUGUGAUUUUUCUUGUGUAGACUCUUCUAUUAUAUUUUCAAGUCAUUAUUGAAUAAAAUAUACUAGAGGGA